Molecule: messenger RNA, 645 nt
Organism: Mercenaria mercenaria
Lineage: Eukaryota; Metazoa; Mollusca; Bivalvia; Venerida; Veneridae
Product: heat shock 70 kDa protein 12B-like
Exons: 1
Coding region: 1-645 (214 amino acids)
Source: RefSeq, a predicted model, not a curated record
AUGAUUGCCCAUGUAAAGGGUAUUUUAGCAGAAAAAAAGAUGAAAAAUGUUAUCUCAGUACUGUUGGUAGGUGGCUUCGGUGAAAGCAAAUUAGUACAAAAAGAAAUGCAGGAGAGAAUUCAAAAUAAACGCAUUAUCAUUCCAAAUGAAGCUGGUUUAGUUGUACUUAAAGGUGCCGUGCGGUUUGGACAUUCGCCUGAUAUUAUAUCGUCGAGGAUCAUGUCGUACUCGUAUGGAUUCAAAAUAAGCGAGAAGUUCGAUGAAAGAAAACAUCCAAAAAAUCUAAUAUACCAUUUAAACGGUAGAGAACUGGUUGAUAAAGUUUUUUAUAAAAUUGUAGAAGCUGGAGAAGAAAUUCAACUCGGACAAGACGUGACAGAUUUGCGUAAUCCGUGUACACCAACAUCCUACGACAGAACAGUUUUGAAAGUAUACAGGUCUACAGAAGCAAAACCAAAAUUUGUUAAUGACAGAGGAUGCAGUCUGUUAGGACAACUCAUAAUAGAUCACAAAGAAGGAAAGUCUCUCAAAGAUAAAAAGUUUUCCGUCAAUGUUGCUUUUGGAGAUACGGAAGUAUUUGUUAAGGCAAAACUGGAAAAAAGCGGUACAGAAUUUUCUACAUACAUCGAGUGUCUUGAAAAUUAA